AUGUCGGUUGCCUUUGCUUCUGCUCGCCCGAGAGGCAAAGGGGAGGUGACCCAGCAAACUAUCCAGAAGAUGUUAGAUGAAAAUCACCACCUAAUACAAUGUAUUAUGGAUUAUCAGAGCAAGGGGAAAACUGCAGAAUGUACUCAAUACCAACAGAUCUUGCACAGAAACCUUGUUUACCUGGCAACAAUAGCAGAUUCUAACCAGAAUAUGCAGUCCUUGCUUCCUGCUCCACCAACGCAAAACAUAAACUUGGGCCCAGGAGGAAUGACUCAGAGUGCAUCCAACCAGUCUCUUCAUUCACAGAGCAAUCUCAGUGAUGCAAUCGGGACAGGCCUUCCUCCUUCCUCCCUCAUGCAGAGUCAGAUUAGCAAUGGUCCUAAUCACGUGCCUAUGCAGCAGUCAGGCCAGAACACAAUGCCCACAACCUCUCUGAGUAUGAGUGUCAGCAGUCAUGGAACUGGGCCUGGUUAUAGCCAUACAGUGCCUGCAUCUCAGAAUGUGCCAAUGCAAGGCCAGGGGUCGAUAGGCAAUUAUGUCUCUCGAACAAACAUCAACAUGCAGUCUAAUCCAGUCUCCAUGAUGCACCAGCAAGCAGCAACAUCACAUUACAACUCAGCACAAGGAGGGAGCCAGCAUUACCAGGGGCAGUCCUCCAUUGCCAUGAUGAGUCAGAGCAACCAGGGCAACAGCAUGAUGGGUCAGCGACCAAUGGGCCCCUACAGAGCUUCACAGCAAGGUUCCUCACAGCAGUACAUGGGUCAGGAGGAAUAUUACAGUGAACAGUACAGUCAUGGACAAGGCUCUUCAGAACCUAUGAAUCAGCAAUAUUAUCCAGAUGGACAUGGUGAUUAUGCCUAUCAGCAGUCAUCCUAUACUGAGCAGAGCUAUGACAGGUCAUUUGAUGACUCUACACAACACUAUUAUGAAGGAGGAAAUUCUCAGUACAGCCAGCAGCAGGCAGGAUACCAACAGGGAGCUGCACAACAGCAAACAUAUUCCCAGCAGCAAUACCCGAAUCAACAAAGUUACCCAGGACAACAGCAAGGAUAUGGUCCUGCACAAGGAGCAUCUUCACAGUAUUCCAGCUACCAACAGGGACAGGGGCAGCAAUAUGGGAGUUACAGAACUUCUCAGACAGGACCAUCCGCUCAGCAGCAGAGGCCUUAUGGCUACGAGCAGGUAAAUUUGUCUAAAUUUCUGCUAUAAAAAAGCAGAUUUAGCUGUUAGCUCUGCACAUAAAUCUAUCUGGUAUUUUGGUGCAGACAUAUUGAAUGGAUCUUUCAGAAUUUAUAAACCAGCAGAAAAUUAACUCUCUGUUUAUAAAUUUCUGAUAUAUUAUUCUCCGACAUUUAUAUUUCUCUCUCUCUCUCUUUUUUUCCCCUAGGGACAAUAUGGAAAUUACCAGCAAUAAAAGAAUAUGAUCCUGUGUCAGAUUCAUUUCAAUAGUAUUUCCAUCUUUUGAACUGGAUGUACUGGCAGUUUUGAUUAAUUGUAAUAUGUUGGUUACCCCUUAGCACAAAGCAGCGUCUGUAUGUGAACAGUGUUCAUUUCAUGCUGGAUAUGAAGCAGUGCACUACUGGUAACAAGACAAUGCUUUAAUGGUUUGAUAUUUGGUGCUGUGUAUAGUAUUGUAUGUUGAUACAACGCAGAAGUUUUUAAUUUUCCCCCCGUUCUUGAUGUUUCUAAAUAGCUUUAGGAUCAUUCGAUCACAGUUGUGCCCCGUUCUGACAAAAUGCCAGGUUAUUCUGCACUCUAACUAAAUACGAAGCCAUUCAGUCAUAUCUCAGUCCAGGAAAGUGUCCUAUGGUAGGUUAUCGACCUUUUUAAAACUAAAUGCAUUGCAGGUUACCUGCCAGCCUCUGAAAUCCAUGGCUCUUCACUUCUUAAGCAUAAGGAAAAGGUUUCAUUCCUUAUGUGAAGAGUUCCAUGCUAUAAAAAUAAAAUUAACUGCAAUUUCUGCAGUACCUACUGGGCAAACUACCCAGGUCUUAUCAUUCAAUAAUCUGCGUAUGUCCAUUACUUCUGUUGUAAAAGGUACAGAAAGAUGACCAAAACCUAUAUUCAAGGAAAUGUUAAUCACUAGUAGCACCUUUUAUAUAUCCACGUAAA
This is a messenger RNA of Phasianus colchicus (ring-necked pheasant), 2112 nucleotides long. NCBI's taxonomy places the organism in Eukaryota, Metazoa, Chordata, Aves, Galliformes, Phasianidae. The record is from RefSeq and is a predicted model, not a curated record.